Molecule: messenger RNA, 2873 nt
Organism: Galeopterus variegatus (Sunda flying lemur)
Lineage: Eukaryota; Metazoa; Chordata; Mammalia; Dermoptera; Cynocephalidae
Product: spatacsin-like
Exons: 10
Coding region: 958-2439 (493 amino acids)
Biological process (GO): axo-dendritic transport; axon extension; chemical synaptic transmission
Cellular component (GO): axon; synapse; cytoplasm
Source: RefSeq, a predicted model, not a curated record
UUUUGUCUUUAAAGCAUAUUUUUUAAUGGUUUAAUAGUUCAAAUGCAAAAGUAUUACAUGUUAGUAUAACAAACCACACAAUACAGAAUGCAUAAAUAAAAAGUGAAUUCAACAUUACCCCCACCAAAUUCCCCAGAAUAACUAUCUUUUACUUGGUUGGCAUGCAUUAUUUUCUACAUGUAGGUGUAGUUGUGCACACGAUAUUUAUUUUUUACAAAAGUGAUAUUAUAUCAUAUUGAUCUACAUUGUUUUCUGUCAGUACAUACAGAUUGACCCUUUUCAAUGUGGCUGCAGAGUAUUCUAUGUAUGAAUGUACCAUGAUUAGUUUAGCAGUGCUUCAGUGAUAUACAUUUAAAUUUUUCUGUUUUGCUUUUGCCUUUACAAAAUGUUAUGUAAGUAUUCUUUUCUACUUUUUUUCCUAAUAGAAACCCUUUAUCAAAUUAAGAAAGUUUUCUAUUUCAGGCUCAGAGCUUUUUUUUAAGAAAAAUCAGGAAUGGAUUUUAAUUUUACUAUACCUUUAAAGAAUACUUGCAUUUUAGAAAUGAGUAUGUGUAAGAUUGACAUUGAGGAGAGGAGAGACUGGUAGCAGGAGACAGAUAUAACAGCCUCUCAGAUGUAGGGUGAGGAAGGUUGGAACUAAGGCAAUGACUGGAGAGGUGUUUUGGUGACUUAUUUGAUAUGUGGAGAAAUUGGGAGGAGGGAGUAUGUAUGGAGAUAAGUCUGGCAGGCUCUUUGGUGCUAUCUCUAGAGCACUCAUUAGAUGGCUUUGAGUCUUUUGUAGCAUAUAAGAUCUUUGAAGUAUCCCGGGCUGGGAUUUCCUGGAAGAAGGCAAUGAAAGAAGUUUAAGUGAGGCCCUGUUAGAAGUGGGCCCAGACCUAAGGGUAGUCAUGAAAGUGCAGUGAGUCAUAGGGAGGUAGGGAAAGGCCUUAACCUGCUAGCUUAGAAUCCCCCUCAGACAUGUAUUUGCUUCCAGGUUCAAGUUUGGAUAGUCAGUCGUUUGUGAUGGUGCCCCCCAGUGAUGAUGUGGUGACUAAUCUGGAAACUUUGACAAGCAAAUGCCUCCAUGGAAAGAACUAUUGCCGGCAGGUCCUCUGUCUGUAUGAACUUGCCAAGGAGUUAGGCUGUUCCUACACAGAUGUUGCUGCCCAGGAUGGUGAGGCCAUGCUCCGGGCAAUCUUGGCCUCUCAGCAGCCUGACCGAUGCAAACGAGCACAGGCCUUCAUCAGCACCCAGGGCCUGAAGCCAGAUACUGUGGCCGAACUCGUGGCUGAAGAGGUGACACGGGAGCUGCUGACUCCAUCAGAGGGAACAGGACAUAAGCAGACGUUCAGCCCAACAGAAGAAAGCCAGACAUUUCUUCAGCUGACCACUCUCUGUCAAGACCGCACAUUGGUAGGCAUGAAGUUGUUGGAUAAGAUUUCCUCCGUUCCCCGUGGGGAAUUGUCUUGCACCACAGAGCUCUUGAUCCUGGCCCAUCACUGCUUCACCCUGACAUGCCACAUGGAGGGUAUCAUCCAAGUCCUGCAGGCUGCCCGGAUGCUCACAGAUAACCACUUGGCUCCCAGUGAGGAGUAUGGACUGGUGGUACGUCUCCUCACUGGCAUUGGAAGGUACAACGAGAUGACAUACAUAUUUGAUUUGCUGUAUAAAAAGCACUACUUUGAAGUGCUGAUGAGGAAGAAGUUGGAUCCGAGUGGUACCCUGAAGACAGCCCUGCUGGACUACAUCAAACGCUGCCAUCCUGGAGACAGUGAGAAGCACAACAUGAUUGCCCUGUGCUUCAGCAUGUGCCGGGAGAUAGGAGAGAACCAUGAGGCAGCUGCCUGCAUCCAGUUGAAAUUGAUUGAGUCUCAGCCUUGGGAGGACAAUCUCAAGGAUGGGCACCAGCUGAAGCAGCUACUGCUGAAGGCCCUGACUCUGAUGCUGGAUGCAGCAGAGAGUUAUGCCAAGGACUCCUGUGUGCGACAGGCCCUGCACUGUCACCGGCUCACCAAGUUGAUAACACUACAGAUUCACUUUCUAAACACUGGCCAGAACACAAUGCUCAUCAACUUGGGCCGCCACAGGCUGAUGGACUGCAUCAUGGCCUUAUCUCGGUUCUACCAGGCUUCUAUUGUCGCUGAGGCCUAUGACUUUGUUCCAGAUUGGGCUGAAAUCCUAUACCAACAAGUGAUUCUUAAAGGUGACUUUAAUUACUUGGAAGAAUUUAAGCAGCAAAGGUUAUUAAGAUCCAGCAUAUUUGAAGAGAUUUCAAAAAAAUAUAAACAACAUCAGCCUACUGACGUGGUCACGGAAAACCUGAAGAAGUUACUCACAUAUUGUGAAGAUGUCUACCUAUAUUACAAGUUGGCAUAUGAACACAAAUUUUAUGAAAUUGUAAGUGUGCUUCUGAAGGACCCUCAGACAGGUUGCUGUCUAAAGGACAUGCUGUCAAGCUAGAUGAUUUUCAUAGGUGCCUCUUUUCUUGUACUAAUAUGAGGUUCUGACUGAUGUCCCCAGUCAGAGUAGAACAAUGCAUUGGGAAUAUAUGUUGUCCAAGUUUAAAAAAAAAAAAAAAAUGCCUAAGACUGUACUGGAUCAGUCCUUUGUGGGUGGUGGGUAAAGAAUGAGAGAUUUUUCACAAGAAAAUUCCUAUUUAAAAGUGAUUGUUCUUCUAUACCAUUUUAUGUGGAUACUCGUAUUAAGAGCAAAAGCUUCCUCUUCCUCUGAUGGCUUCUACAUUAGGAGAUGAUACAAUAACAAUUAAAGAAUACCUGUGUCUGCAGAUUCCAGUUUCAAAGAAAUUUAAUAUUAUUUGCACAAUUAAGAAACAGGUGAUACAUUUUAAUUUGUUAGAAACUGGUCUUUUGAUAAUAAAAUAGAUUUUAAAUUCA